Molecule: messenger RNA, 1551 nt
Organism: Lactuca virosa
Lineage: Eukaryota; Viridiplantae; Streptophyta; Magnoliopsida; Asterales; Asteraceae
Source: the annotation of a GenBank genome assembly
CGGAAGUUGAAGACUUGAAGUGCGAGACUAUGGAAGUAUUAUGCAGAACAUAAUAUCAAAACUUUAAACCGCCAUUAAACCCUAGGAUUCGGGAAGAACUCCUUGACAAGCUGAAAUGGAGGAUGAUGAUUCUAUGAUUCCCUCGGAAGGCAACAAUAAAGAAGCCAUGGAAGUGGAAGUUGCUCCGGCUCUCAUCUCCGUUCAUCCUGCUCAGGACUCCGUUGCUGUAGCCGUUGGCUGUGAGCUCCGUGUAUUCAAUCUCAGAGAAGGUUGCUCGAUAACGUUAGGGGCUGAGUCAGGUGAAGCUUGUGAUCAUAAGGAAUCUAUCAGAGCAAUUCGCUAUGGUGCAAAGGGUAAAGUCUUCGUGUCUGCUGGGGAUGACAAAGUAGUUAAGAUUUGGGCCACAGAUUCAUGGCGCUGUCUGUAUUCUGUGCCAACAGAGAAGAAAGUGAGUGCAGUUGCCAUUAGUGACAAUGGACAAUUCGUUUGUUAUGCUGAUAAAUUUGGAGUUGUUUGGGUUGUUGAGUUGGAUGAACUUCAUGAAAAUCAAACACCAGUCCAGAAGAAGGGGUCACCACUUCUUGCCCACUAUUGUAGCAUCAUCACUAGUCUAGAGUUUUCACCAGAUGGGAAGUUCAUUGUUACUGCUGACCGCGAUUUCAAAAUUCGUGUCACCAUGCUCCCGAAGAAACCUAUAGAUGGAGCUCAUGAGAUACAAAGUUACUGCCUUGGCCAUACAGAAUUUGUCUCCUGUCUAGCCUUUGUCUACAAUCAAGAAUUUCCACAGGGGUAUUUAGUCUCUGGAAGUGGCGAUUCAACAGUUCGCUUAUGGGAUUUUACAUCUGGAUUGCUUCUUCAUACAUGUGAAGUUGGAUCAGAGGUGGGACAUCAACAGACAAAUGGAACAGAAAACAAUCAUUUUGCAGUUACAGAUCUUUGUGCAACACCUGAUGGAUCAUCAAUAUUUGUAGCUGUUCAAGGGUUGCCAGGAAUAUCGGUGUUGAGUUGCAACCUUUCUGCUAAAACUCUUUCUGUUUUAAGGGUGGUGUCUAUAAGUGGAGAAGAUUUCAUACCCACAAGCUUAGGGAGUUCAUUAACAUCAGAUUUCUUAUGGAUGGUGAUGGGUGUUUCAAAUUUGCCUGGUUUUGAUUCUUCAUCACUGGCUCGAGUGCGUGUUAUUUCUGGUUUAAACAAAUGCAAUUCAGGAUCUGUUGAAGAAGAUGACAGCAUUAAAAUAUUGGAAGAUAAACAAGUCCCCUGUGGAGAAAAAGUGUUGGAAAAGUUGCAGGGAAGUUUGUGUAUUGAUGAAGAUGUUUUCUCAGCAGCUGCUGAAGCUGUUAAGGCCUCGAUGCGCAAUUUAUUGAUUAAGAAACAGUAUUCGUCUGAAAGACGCGAGUUUAGGAAAAGAGGACGAAAUGACAGAAAGGGGAAGAGAUAGCAAAUUAGUUAUGUUUUUGAUAAUUUAUGUUUGUUUUAAGUCAUUUGCUUUAGAAACUAUCCAGUUUAAAAGUCUGUUUGAAUUAUUUGUGGUUGGAACUUGGCUAAUUGUAC